This is a messenger RNA of Chrysochloris asiatica (Cape golden mole), 870 nucleotides long. RefSeq names its product pyrophosphatase (inorganic) 2 (gene PPA2). Gene Ontology annotation, cellular component: cytoplasm. The transcript has 11 exons. Gene Ontology annotation, molecular function: inorganic diphosphate phosphatase activity; magnesium ion binding. The coding region runs from base 9 to 833 and encodes 274 amino acids. Gene Ontology annotation, biological process: phosphate-containing compound metabolic process. NCBI's taxonomy places the organism in Eukaryota, Metazoa, Chordata, Mammalia, Afrosoricida, Chrysochloridae. The record is from RefSeq and is a predicted model, not a curated record.
AGCGUGGCAUGUCUCUGUACUGCACAGAAGAGCGCGGCCAGCCCCACUCGCCCGAUUACCGCCUCUUCUUCAAGAAUGUUGCUGGUCACUACAUUUCUCCCUUCCAUGAUAUUCCUCUGAAUGUGAACUCCAUGGAGGAAAAUGGCAUUCCUACAAAGAAAGCACGCAAUGAUGAACAUGAGAAUUUGUUUAAUAUGGUUGUAGAAGUGCCUCGAUGGACAAAUGCUAAAAUGGAGAUUGCCACCAAGGAGCCAUUGAAUCCCAUUAAACAAGACGUAAAGGAUGGCAAGCUGCGCUAUGUGGCCAAUAUCUUCCCUCACAAGGGUUAUAUAUGGAACUAUGGUGCCCUCCCUCAGAUUUUUGCUCGUGGAGAGGUUAUCCAUGUGAAGAUUCUUGGAAUUCUGGCUCUUAUUGAUGAAGAUGAAACAGAUUGGAAAUUAAUUGCUAUCAAUGUGAAUGAUCCUGAUGCCUCAAAGAUUCAUGAUAUUGAUGAUGUCAGGAAGUACAAACCAGGUUACUUGGAAGCCACACUUAAAUGGUUUAGACUUUAUAAAGUGCCAGAAGGAAAACCAGAAAACAAGUUCGCUUUUAAUGGGGAAUUCAAAAACAAGGCUUUUGCCCUUGAAGUUAUUAAAUCUACUCAUGAAUGUUGGAAAGCAUUGCUUAUGAAGAAAUGUGAUAGUGGGACGAUAAAUUGCACAAACAUGCAGGUGUGUGAUAGCCCUUUCCGUUGCACUGAAGAGGAAGCAAGAUCCUUAGUUGAACUGGUAUCGACUUCACUGAGUAAAGAAAGUAGCAAAGAAGAGCAAGUGUGGCACUUCCUUGACAAGUGAUUAAGACAUUUGAAAUUCUGCCAUCAAGACUCCAAUC